Molecule: messenger RNA, 9466 nt
Organism: Bombus huntii
Lineage: Eukaryota; Metazoa; Arthropoda; Insecta; Hymenoptera; Apidae
Gene: nkd
Product: protein naked cuticle homolog
Exons: 7
Coding region: 1810-3456 (548 amino acids)
Biological process (GO): negative regulation of Wnt signaling pathway
Cellular component (GO): cytoplasm
Molecular function (GO): calcium ion binding
Source: RefSeq, a predicted model, not a curated record
AACGAAUGUUUUUGUUACGUAGAUCGCUAACAGAAGCAACAGAAGAUGUUGUACGAUAAAUAUUCCGCUAUAACGUAGCGUCGAAAUAUUAAGAAUAAUUAUCAUUAUCUCUGGUGGACGGAAGAUUAAAGCGCGGACCAAGUAAAAACCAAAGAUGACCCUAAACCAUUACUCAUCGGUUGAAGUUUGCCGCGACGGAAGGUACAGUAGUCUGGUUGUGCGCCAUUCUGACGAAUUACGGGAUUCUAGCGACGACUUCGACGACGCGACAAUCUCGCCCGCAGGAACGAUUCGACGCCGGGUCCUUUCAGACAGGAGCCCCGUUUUUCCGAAUCCUUUAAAAGCGACUUUCUCCGCGAGCGAAUCGGAGCAACGUCCGCACGCGAUCACCGACGCAAAAAUCCGGCGAAGGUUUGUUUGCGACCGCGAUAAUCGAAAUCCUUAGGAGGCCCCCGGUUCCCUUUUUACGCAUGCCGUUCGACGUCGCGGCGUCGACAUUUAGUGUCGUCGUAGACCACGUUGAACCAUCAUCGGCUUCUUUCAAAACCCCACCAGCCGUACGAAGCUAUCCUUCUUUGCCUCUCUCAUAGACCUUCGCUGGACAAAAAGGAAAGAGAGAAGAUGAGGAGAAAAGGAAAGUAUACGCGUGGUUAGUACGAGAAAACGAGUACGAAGGUAAAAGGAAGACGGGAGGGAAAGAGAUGGAGGUAGAGCAAGAAGGUUAUAUAGGAGGAAGACGGAGAGAACACAGAAAAUAGGAUAGGAAACGUAGAAAAGGAAGAACGCGAGAAACAGAAAGAAAGGGAAAUAGAGGAAGAUGGAAUUACGAGAAGAAGAAGGGAAUAGAAUAAGAGAGACGGCCGGUGUAGUUAGAAGGAGAAGAGAAAGGAAAGGAGACGGAUUCGAUGGAGUAACAGAGAAAAGCUGACGAAAAAGUGGCAAAGGGAGGGAGGUGAAAGAGAGACGGACAGAAAGAGCGUGAAUCGGAGGUUCGGAGCCGCGCCUCCUACCUUCAGGGCCCAUGUAUCCACGGCUCGGCACUGUUGACGACGCAGCGCCCUAUGGAAGGGGAAAGGGAAUUACGGGGAACGUGGUUUAGGCAAGAACGAUCGUCCGUAGUCGUAGUCGGGCCACGAGUCGAGCGAUGUCGUGUGACCGACCUCUCUCGUCGCGACCGCGUUUCUUUCUCUUUCGUCGCUUUUACCUGGAUUAAAUUCGACACCGAGUGUUGUUCGUUUCGCAGCCACACGGCUGCCUACGUGCGUGUAACUGAAAGUCAGUGACAGGGGAACGAGCAUGCGAGCACGAACGUUUCGCCUUUGCGUCGAAAGCACGAUAAACAAAAGAUAGAAAGAAAAAGACGAGAAAGUUGACUGGGCGCCGACUGGGUCGUAAGUCGUAACUUCAAACGCUGCAACCAACCCUCGAAAACACGUGUCGUUCGUUCGGUGCGUUGUCGCGCACGUCGAUCGUUGUGUGAUCAACCGAUGUCGACCGACUGUUAUCAGGAGAGUAUGAAGUUCGCGGAAGUGUGUUUGUUUUCCAAUUUCUAGCAGUGGCUACGGUGAACCGUGCACGGGGGAAAUCGGGCACGACGAGAGAACGACGAAUGAUUGUCAGGUGAAAACACAGCCGUGUUUUUUAACAUCGGAUACGGCGAUAUUCGUCGAUCGUCAUAGUGACAUACGGCUGGCUGUUGCGACGCGAAGGAACAGGAAGAAUUUAAUACGGUGACGAGUUUGGGAAGAAAAAUAAAAACAAAGUGGCGGAACAAGAAGCCUGGAAGGAAAGUGUGCGCAACGUUUGUGGAUGCAUGAGGGUCUCAUGGCUACUGGAUUCGUAAAGUGGUGGCGGGCAAGGUUCCUCGCUGGCUAUAGACCCUUUUCUGUGGUUGGUAAUACGGAAGGCAGCGACUCGGAGGAACUUCUUGGCGGUAUCUCGGCACCUCGUAGCGGUUCGCCACCGGAAUCCCAGCCAAUUCUAUUAGAAACAGAGGCACCACAGGUCGCGGUUGACGCUUCCACCAGUCCUACGCCGGCCACCGGAAAUGACGAGCAGCCGAGUGCUAGUACAACGAAGCAACUCAGUUUCGAGGAAUUCGAAUGCGACGUUUCGGUAGCGGAGGGUGACCGAAGACGGCAAGAAUUCUCAUUCACCCUGUACGAUUUCGACGGCCACGGGAAGAUAACAAAGGACGACAUAGCCGGCCUGGUUACUACCAUUUACGAUACUCUGGGCGCUUCUAUCCAGGUACCACCGUGCGGCAGUAAGACGAUUAAGGUGAAAUUGACUGUGUCGCCAGAUCAGAGAACCAGCCAGACGCGAUCGGCUGGCGGCUGUUUGAACGCGUCCACGCAGCCGGCUGCUGCUACGAGCUUUUCCGGAAAUUCGUCCUGCUGCCAUUUAAAGCACGCGUCCUGCAACAAUGCCGGGACCCAUACUGGCGCGCAUGGUUUACGUAGAGUUCCUAGAAGGAGGAGGGUGCCACGACACCGUUGCCAGAACGAAGAGAAGGAGGUGGAUACCCACAGCGAGGAUGACGGUGAAAACGCACGAACAAAUCGAAUAAAGCAGGAGGAAUUACGCAAAAGGGUGGGGCCCGUGCCUCAUUUACCAUCACCCUAUUCCAAUAGCUCCGAGGGUGAUAUUAGCGAUGACAGUGAUGUUUCUCCCGCAGUUUCCCCCUUGACGCCACUUCUCACGACUAAUCAGCGAAAACGCAGUGGUGCCCUACAAAGGCAACAGCUCUUGGAAAUUAUUCAGGCGAACAUGGAAAAGAAUAAUCUCAGUUUUCAUACAUCAAGGAAACGAUAUCAGAACGAGCAACUGCGCAUUCCAUCCCAAGCCCCGCACGUCGAGACUUCACCUCACUACAAUCAAGAUUGUCGUUCACCAUCGGAAUCUCGGCCCACGGCGACAGCUUACCAUAAGCCUACUCGGGAAAAGCCUCAGGGUUUCACGUCGUUCUCCAAGGUACCUGCGAAGCAUAGGGGGAAUCUGAGGAAGACGCGUGCACACUACGGACUUCAGAGGAAUAACACGACGGUGCAACCGCCACGAGCAUACGUUCAACCUCAAGUUCUACCGAGAAAUGUGAUCAGCCCGAACGUCUAUAUAGAUCAACAAACCACUGCGCCAGCUAACGCGAAUCGUAAUGGCGGCAAUCUGAUAUCGAACAAUCAGCACCCUAUUAAUCAAACUCCGACCAACAAUCAUAACGUUCAGCGUAGCGAGACGCAGUUUGGUCAAACGCCUCAACAGUGUGGUAAGUCGAGCAAGAAACAUCAACUGAAGCAUGCGACCAGGGAACAGGAUCAGGCCAGAGCUAUGGUCCAAGUUGUUCGUUGGUUGGAACGAGAAUUUUCGCAGAACGCCGCUGCGAGCUCCGGUAGGAAGCACGUUCACGAACAUAUUCAUCAUCAUUACCAUCAUUACCACACGGAGGCGCUUGUUUGAUUCGUUCUUCGUUCGAGGAGCUUUUGCGCGAAUGUAACGAGAUUCUUUGGUGAUUGCAUUAGUCCUCGAGCGAUAGGGUGGAGACUGAGUGAUCUGUGCUGUUCUUUAAAAGAUUUUUUUCUGAUUGCCGGCUGCCAGAAAUCAGUCGAUUGAUCUAUUAUUAUUUAGCUGUAGGGUCGACCGUUGGAAAUUUAAAACUAUAGCCUGUUUUCUUCUGUUUUUACACAUCCCUACGAUAAUUAUUGUAUCUAGUGAUUGAAAUGAAUAUUUCACAGUUAGAAUAGAAAUCGAAUUCAGUCGUUCAUCCUAUGAUUUCCGAGGAUCAGUGUAGUAAAAAACACCUACAGCCAAACUUUUGUUCAUCUAUUCCUACACUUUGCGGUUUGUACAUUUUUAUUCGCUCGAAUGUACUGAGUUCCUGCGUAAAUUUUAAUUCCGAAAUAUCGAGAUAUUCUAAUGGAAGUUACGAAGAUCACUGCCAUGUUUCGUUCUUUUUAGAAAGAAGGUAUUAUCGAACCCGAUUUUAACAUAGUCGAUCAAUAACGAACCAAAGCGCACUUUUUAAAAAUGGAUACUCGAAUAGCUUUGGAUCAUUGUAAGUAUCGACUAAGCAAUGUAUCGAGAAGUUUUAUUCUUGAGACAUGUAAUCCUGUUUAUAUUUUAAUUAUUUAUCGUAUGGUAUAAGACGAUCUUUCCUCGUUUACGUUUUCAAUUUCCAGAGCAAGGGAUAUGUGUAUCUUCCUCAAUUUGUAAUAGUAUUACAAGUGAACGAAGAAAAUCUAAGAUGAUGAAAAUCUAGAUGAUACCAAUGAUCUAUUACUAUACCGAAGUGCUUAUUACGAAGGUUGUUAUUUCUGAAAUUUUUACAACGUCUCGCUACUGUAAUGCUCGAUAUUUAUAGUCACACGCAUACACAAUAGUGAUUCGUUUUUGUACAUAAUCGUGUGUAAAAUAUGAACGAAGUUCGACGAUUUUAUACAAUUCUUUAAACCGACUUUUAAUUUAUUAAAAGGAAAUACUUUUAGUUUUCCUUCGAACUCGAAUCACGUACAAAAUCGUACAAAAUCCUCCAUUUUAAUUUACGUGGCUUUUACAUAUUUUAGUACAAAGUGUAAAGAUUUGUUCUACAGAGAAAUUUUAUUAUAAUCCGACGAACAUACAAACUGUUUUGAUUACUAUAACAAUGAUUUUAAAACAAUUUACUCAAUUAAUUUAUAAUGUAUAAUGUCACUUUAGACGGAACAGUAUUAGUGCGUAACAAUAACGUAACCACUAUACAGAAUAAAGUUGCCUAGCGAGAGCAUGAAUUGAAUUUCUAAAAAUUACAUACGUAUGCAAAGUAGAAAAUCACGAGAACUAGAAAUAUUUUAAAGUUCGUGGCGUUGAAUAAAUACGAAAAUAACACUAAAUAAUAAGAGACAAAGUGCUUUUCUGACUAGAGCUUUCUUGCUGAAGGUAUGAGCAAAACCUCAAGGAGAAUGCCCAAGAUCUUAUCUUGAACGUUAAGCGUUUUAAAAUAACUUUUCUCGGACACUUUCCUUGGAACAAUCUGUAAUUCGACGAAAUGUAUUUAUUUAACUGAGCUAUGAAAUAAGAAAAUUGUAGAUAAAUAUUUAGUCAAAGUGUCAGGAAUAUUGGCUGAUUGCAAAACUUUGAGCGAGUAACAAUUUUUGUUACUUAGCGGAUAAAUAUUUAUUGAAAAUAAUGAAUGACUCGUUUCAUAAAUCAAUUGAAAUCAAUCAGCUAAAUUUUCUUAAUAAUUCGAUUUUACUCAGAAAAUUGAUUUAAAGAAAGGAGAGAGAAAGAUAUAUCUGCAAAGGAAGUAAAAUUUAUUGAUCUAAAAACAUAUAUAAGAAGAUAACUUUUAUAGAAUAUAUUAAAGCGUUUGCAGUCAUUCAAUAUCUUCCUUGAUCUGAUAUUCAGCGUUGUAAUUUUUACGAAAACUUUUUUUUCUCGUAACGAUUACAUCGCAAAUCGAUGGUGCUUCUAUAUUCCAACGAAUAAAAUAGUAUGCCCCGUAAUGGCGUUAAUCAUUACUUCAUUGUAUUUAUACAAUAUUUCUCGACAAUACAAGAAAGUAUUAAGGUAAUGUAAUCGUAAGAAAACAAUUAUGAAAUUUACAAUUCUGUACGCUAUAUUUCCAAUUAUUGUUUCAAUUCUGUAAUUCACAAAUGACGAAGACUUGGUAGGAAAAUAUGCGAUGGCACGGAAUUUUUGUUGUAGCAAAAUCUUUAUGUGUAUAUAAUCUUUCUGUUAUAUAGAGUAUCGCUGAUAAUUAUUUGAGAUGCGACACAACGAUAAAAAUUACAUGAAGUAAAUUCAUUGAGAAAGAAAUAAUUUACUACAAAAGUUUUUAUAUCUUUUUAUUAUCGAAUAGUUCGUUAUUGAGGAUUUGAUUAAAACACAUAAAGUUUUUGAAAUAAUUACCACUGAUGUAAUAAAUUUAACCCAAGCGUAUGAGUGAUAAAAAUAUUAUGAUGUCAGAAAUUAAUGUCAAGAAUUAUUAUACGUAUCUUUUGAGGCGUAACAUUGAACGUGCAUAAGAUUUUCACAAAAAAAAAAAAAAAAAAAAAGUAAAGCUGAAAAGAACGGACUUGUUAAGAGUGCCUUGUCAUAUCUCUGUUACUACGCAAGUAUUAAUUAUCGAAUCUCAAUGUACGAAAACACUUCCUUGAAUUUCGAUGGACCCAUUUAUUAUUAACGCAGCUACAAUUAUUUUCACUAGCAGUACGUUAUUAAGCUACGUAUUUCUUUAUAUUAAUUUGGAAAUGCAUGAUGCUUAGAAUCUAACAACUGGAAUUGUUACGGAUAUUUUUCUAUCGGAGUACUCGAGGAAAAAAGGAUUAUAAUUAUAAUAUUUAUUAAUUACAAUAGAUAUUACUAACAAUACGAUUAAACUAUGACAAUUGCUACUUUGUACAUUUAUAAAUCUUGGAUGGUGGUGCUGUCCAGCGACAUGUAAUUUUAUAUCGAUCUUUGUAAUCAUUGUAGAUAUUUUGUGUAAUGUAUUUUUUAUUGAUAUUUAUUAAAAACACAUUUUGAUACUACAUCAUCGGAAUUCAUUAUGGAAUUCAUUCACUCCAGGGUGUUUCAUAAAGAAAACCAAUAAAAUUUCGACAUUAUUUUCACUUCUCUAUGUGCGCUUCUUUUCUACCUCCAUAUUUUAUUCUCAUAUUUGUAAAGAGGUUUUUGAAAGUCGGUUGAAAUCAUGGAACGAUAGAAUGAUAAAAAUAUAAUUGCAUCGCGAAUAAACUUUGUAAAUGCUGCCAAUUUUCCUUUAGUGUCUGCGACUAAAACCAGAGGGAUGUUUAAUAUUCCUUUUAAAUUGUUAUAACAGAGAAGAAAUGAGAGUGUUCAUGCUCGUAGUACCAGUUGUUUCACAGUACAGGUGCUGCACCAUACGGCCAAGUGCUGAAGAUGGCAAAUGCUAGCAUAUACAAGAACCUAUAAAAUUAGGGAUCUGCCAUGUUUGGUUGCACGUUAGCAUGUACAAGAACCUAUGUAUUUAAUAAAGUCAGGGAUCUGCCCUGUUUGGUUGCACACUAGUGUAGUAUCGUGGACAAAUGGUCUACGAAAUAUAGGGUGAACUAUAUUGUACCAUAUUGUAUUGAAUCAUAUUGUUGUAAACUAUUAGUUGUGAGUUGUGUUGAAUGAACUAUUUAGCUAUCUUAGUUAUAGUACAUUAUUCUAUUUAGUUCACGUUAAAUAACCAUCAUUUCCUGUUUAAUCCAUCGUAAAUAGAUCUAUCGAUCAAUAAACUUAUCAUAUAGGAUAGAUAUGAUACGAUAGAUAAUAGACUGCCGAAGGUGUUUAAGAUAGAUGUAGAAAUUCAGCAAGACGGAAUAAUAGAUCAGUCUCAAUUUGACUUUGCAAACCCGAUCGUAGUCGAAAAAAGAAAGGGGAUCGAUCUUCUCAUGUUCCUAUCGGGGAAAGUAGUAAAGAAUGUACGGCAGUUGCACUUCCCACGAGUCCUUCUUGUUUUGAGGACACCAUCGUCAUCAAAAAAAAAUUUAUUAGACGGAUCGGUUACAGCGGACAUAACCACGGUAGCGUCGUAUGGAGACAACACGACCGGUUGCGAUGAGGAUUUCGUAGGAUUUACAGAAUAUCGUGCAAACUGUACAGUCGAAAAAAUAAAACCUAGCACGAGUACGUCAAAAAGGUGCGACAGUGGAACGUAGAAAGUUUCCUUAGUAUCUUCGAGCGUGAUUUCGCAGCCAAAUCGAAGCAGUUUCGGAUCGGUAACGAGAUAAUUCAAAUUUGUAAACGUAGACUGCGUGGUAUGUCUAUCGUCGAAGCCAGGAACGCAUUAAAACAUGUUCGGAGCCCGUAGAAUUGCGGAUAGUCAGAGAACCGACUUUCGUUUUAGAUGAAGAGCUAGGUAAUACGUGGUGCGAUAUUCUUGUACGCACUCGAAGCGACUCAAAAGUGUCGACGCUGAAACAAGGGAAAGCGGCUGAUGUUCGCGAUUCCAUAAAUUUCGUGCAAAGAAAACCACUUUUAAAUGUAAGAUAGUUGGUACCCUGAUGAAGGAUAGAGAGAACACAAGUUCUAAGGAGCGAAUGAAAAGCGAGAAUGAGGCAGCUACGAGAAAAUUUCAGGUGGUGCGAAUGCAAGUGAUCAAUCCGACCUUUUGUUCGCGAAGGGCGUUUAACAAGAGACGCAAGAAGACGACAACAUACAAGACGGGGGAUCUGGUGGCGAUCAAGAGGACGCAAGCCGGUCCUGAGUUAAAGCUCCACUCGAAGUUCCUUGGGAUAUACCGUGUGGCGAAAGUUUUACGAAAUGAUCUUUAUAUGGUACAGCGAGAAGGCGAACACGAGAGGCCCCAAACGACCUUCACGGCGGCUGAUCAUUUGAAAUGGUGGGACAUUGUUGAAGUUAGUAGUGAAAUUAGCGACGAUAAACACAUCUGGGGUCCGAUGUAUUUGUCAGAUUGGCCGAGUGUAAUAUCGUGGACAAAUAGCCUAAGAAAUAUCGGGUGAACGAUAAACAAUAAACAAUAAAACUUUGAAGUGCCGUUAAGUCAAAAGGGUCCGGGAGUUUUUACCGGAUCGUUACCUCGAAAUCGUUACCGGGUGUUCGUUACCUGAUGAGUCGAGUGGAGGAGUUGUGAGUUCAGAGUCGAGUGAUGAAAAGUCGAGUUGAGAUAGUCGUGAGUGAAGAGUCGAGUUGUGAGGAGUUGUAAACUAUUAGUUGUGAGUUGUGAAUUAACUAUUCAGUUGUCUUAGUUAUAGCACAUUACUAUAUUUAGUUCACGUUAAAGAACCAUCAUUCCCAGUUUAAUUCAUCCUAAAUAGAUCUAUCUGUUCGGGAUUUUGAGUGAUCGUCCGUAUAUGACUUAGACAAUAAUUAUCCCUUUUUUGAAAUUUGAAAUUGCGAAUUAUAUCUAUCCUCCCCGAGCUGCAAAUCUGAGGGUUCAAAGGUCGGGAAAAAUCUCCGGUCAAGUAGGGACGAUGGACGGAUGAGACCCAACGACUGGUGGUGAUGAUAGGCGGACGAGACCCAACGGCUGGUGGGGAGCACCAGCGACAUACUAGGGCAAUCAUCAACAGACCGUCGUACUGUGCGUGUGUGAUAUUUCAGUCUCAACGAGAUCUUACAACCGUCGUGUUCAGACUUAUUUGUAUACAAGUGCAAAUAAAAUGACAAAUUACGCUAACGCUCGAUCUAUUAAACCUCCUCCACGUUGAGCGUUAAGUCAUUUAAGUGUUUCAUGGUUCAGCAUUUGGCCGUAUGGUGCAGCAUUAAUCCUGAAACAACCAGAACCAUAACCGUUAGCACUCUCAUUCCCUAUCUGUCAUAGCUUGUAAACAAGAAAUAAAAGCAGAUGCAAAAAAUGGACGCACGGAGACGGGAUAGAGAGCAAAUUGGGUUAUGUGGUGUUGAUAGAAUUUGGGGAAAAUCACCAACACGAAUCGAAGAUUCUGACGAAGAUGAAGAGACUAACAAGUACAAAGACAGUAUUAUACCAAAAGAUAGAAAAAGGAAACAUGAGAUAAAGAAGAAG